UAAACCUCAGAGGAAGAAGUUUAGUUUCACCGCCCUCUUUGUUGUGUCGGGAUGCUGCCUUAAUACAAACAAGUUAGAGAUGUUUAUUUUGUGAGAAAAUACAGUUUUUGUAUCAAGUCAGUAAAUGCCUGUAAUAUUUUCAUCCUCACAGUCGAGACUUAGUUUUGAAAGCAAGCAGGUAUAUCUGGAGGAGUAUCAUCUGAACUGAGAUCUGCUGUUGUGAAGAUGGAGUUUGUUAAAGAGGAAAGAGAAGAGAACAGGAGUGAACCAGAAGCCUGGAGAAUAAAACAGGAGGAACCAGAAACUUUGAUAAUAAAACUUGAACCAGAAACCUGGACAAUAAAACACGAGGAACCAAAAACCUGCACAAUAAAACAUGAGGAACCAGAAACUUUUAAAAUAAAACAUGAGGAACCAGAAAUAAUACACAAGGAACCAGAAACUUUGAAAAUAAAACACGAGGAGCCAGAAACAUGGAGAAUAAAACAUGAGGAACCAGAAACAUGGAGAAUAAAACAGGAGGAACAAGGAGAUUUCAUUGAAGAAAAAGAGGAGAAUGAAGAAUCAAGUGAAGUUGAGGAGAAAAAUCAUGUCAAAAUUGGAGGAAAACCUUUGAGAUUCUCUUUGAGAACCAAACAGAAAGAUUUAAAGAAAAAAAUAACCAAGAAGUCUUUCAACUGCACUCAGUGUGGAAAGAGAUUUACACACAAAACAAGUUUUGAGCAUCACAUGGGUGUUCAUACUGAAGAGAGACCAUUCUCUUGCGAUCAGAGCGGAAAGUGUUACAAACGAUCAGGAACCCUUAAGGAUCACAUGAACAUCCACACUGGAGAGAAGCACCACGCAUGUGAUCAAUGCGGUAAAAUGUUUUUAUGGCUUUCACUUCUGAAGAAACACUUGAAAGUUCAUGCAAAGCGGAAACCAAUUCCAUGUCAUUUGUGUGAUAAGAGUUUUUUGCAUCUACAAAAUUUGAAAGAACAUCAGAAAAUACAUACUGGUGUGAGAGACUACAUGUGCUUUGAGUGUGAAAAGACUUUUAGUUCAGCGGGAAGUUUAAAAAGACAUGAGAGGAUCCACACUGGAGAGAAACCUAACAAGUGUUCACACUGUAAUAAGAGAUUCAGUCAGACAACAGAUCUGAAAACACAUGAGAGGAUUCACACUGGAGAGAAACCGUAUAAGUGUUCACACUGUGACAAAAGAUUCGGUAAAUCAACAAAUCUAAGAACACACGAAAGGAUCCACACUGGAGAGAAACCUCAUAAGUGUUCACACUGUGACAAGAGAUUCAGUAAGGCAACAGAUCUGAAAAUACAUGAGAGGAUUCACACUGGAGAGAAACCGUAUAAGUGUGCACACUGUGACAAGAGAUUCAGUGGUUCAUCUUGUCUGAAAACACAUGAGAGGAUUCACACUGGAGAGAAACCUUAUAAGUGUGCACACUGUGACAAGAGAUUCAGUGUUUCAUCGAGUCUGAAAAAACAUGUGAGGAUUCACACUGGAGAGAAACCUUAUAAGUGUGCACACUGUGACAAGAAAUUCAGUCGGUUAACAUAUCUGAAAACACAUGAGUGGAUUCACACUGGAGAGAAACCUUACAAGUGUUCACACUGUGACAAGAGAUUCACUGAUUCAUCAAGUCUGAAAACACAUGAGUUGAUCCACACUGGAGAGAAACCUUAUAAGUGUUCACACUGUGACCAUAAAUGUAAUCAGUUGCCAAAUCUGAAAAGACAUGAGAGGAUUCACACUGGAGAAAAACCUUAGAAGUGUUCACACUGUGACAAGAGAUUCAGUAAUUCAUCAAAUCUGAAAACACAUGAGUUGAUUCACACUGGAGAAAAACCUUAGAAGUGUUCACACUGUGACAAGAGAUUCAGUGUGUCAUCAAAUUUAAUCCUCAAAAGCAGCUUUUCAGUAAUAAUCUUCAAAAUAUAUGUUGUGUUCACAUUACCUUUCAUUCAACUGUUGAGUUCCAGGUGGACACAUAACACAAGGAUGUAGUUGUCAUGCUAAACCUGUUUAAUAUAUUGGAUUUUGUUCAUUCUUUCUUGAGGCUUCCUGUUAUCAUUAUCAUGUGUUUUCAUUUAUCUUCUUUCCGUGUGUCUUAAUUUGAUUAAUUAAAAAUCUAUUUCAACCAUGGUAAACCGAUGCUGUAUUGUGGGGUGUAAUGGCGCAAUACAUAAUCGCCGUGGGGAAAAUAAAAUGAGAAUGCAUUGACUUUCCACUGCUUUCCUGCUUGGAAGCGUGACCACGGAGACCAUAACAUCUGAAUAUUCAUUUAUAUAGCUUAAGUCAACAUUGAACAUUGAAAGUAAGGGAAAUUUCCCGGUUUAAUCAUCCAAAAUAGGGGAAAUUUCAACAUUCAUCUUUCUGUUGCUUUCAAGUAAGCAAAACGAGGCUUUGAAAACAUCUGUUUCGCUGGAAGGGCAAGAGGGUAGCAACAGCAGCUCCUGAACCCAUCCAUUUGUGAACUGUACAUGAGACUUCAAUGACUUGUAGCUUCCGAACUGUUCUGAAGUGUAGGCGCUCACAAAACAAACAAGGUAGCCGAAGAUUUCCAGAAUGCAAAAGUGCGGCAGCAAGUCGUCGUCAGUGCUCCACUCUUUGUUGGGAAUUCCAUAUAGAUCAAAACCUUUAAUAGUGCCAAUUUUGUCCACAUACCGGUCCCUCGUCUCCCUAUUUUGUGUAUCCCUAUAAAUCCCACAACUUUUUCGCAAUUUUAACAUCUUUUUUCUUUCUCCCAACUCUGCUUCUUCUCGUUCAACUUGUUGUAUGUAUAUAUUCGCGAUGGUAUCAACAUGGCCACUACGUCCCAGAAAGCGAUGCGGCACCCAAGCCCUAUACAGCGUGUUACAAAUGUGGCUUCUGUAAAUCAGUAAAUACCUGUAAUAUUUUCAUCCUCACAGUCAUGACUCAACUUUUUAAUCAAGCAGGUAUAUCUGGAGGAGUAUCAUCUGAACUGAGAUCUGCUGCUGUGAAGAUGGAGUUCGUUAAAGAGAAGAGUGAAAAGAAUAGGACUGAAGGAACCAGAAACCUGCAGAAUAAAACACAAGUGAUCCAUAAACCAGGAGAAAAAAAACACGAGGAACCAGAAACCUGCAGAACAAAACAAGAGGAACCACCUGCAGAAUAAAACACAAGGAACCAGAAACCUGCAGAAUAAAAAUUAAAGGAACCAAAAACCUGGGCCCGUAUUCAUAAAGAUUCUAAGAAUCCUCUCAGAAAACUCUUAUUUUAGCUUAAAAACUUUUACGUAGGAGUCUUAGCUUAAGAGCGAUUCAGGACCGAUCUGAGAGCAACUCUGAGUAAGGAAAAACAAAAACUUUCAUCUUAGUGAGGAGGCGGGGUUGACCCUACUGCUAUGUAUGACACAAUCUUUUGAAGACUGUGAUUGGUUGGUUGUACAAGAAGGAAAAAAAAGAGUGAUUUUAAGUAUAGGAUCUAUUCUAAUUCUCAUUUUGAAUUUACAUUUGUAAUUUAUCCUAUUUGACCGUUCUCUCUCACGCACACACAUACACACAUUAUAUGUGUGUAUAUAAAUCCUUUUUUAUUUACCAUUCUUGUAAUUUCCUAUAAUGUAUUUGCUUGGCUUAGAAUGAUAAAAAUUGUUCCACUCUUUCCAUUUACAGUGAUUGCUGUCCUAUUUAAGUGGCGGUUCGAAUGUUGGUUUUAAUGUAUCAAACAUGGAAUAAAAACCAAGAAGGGCGAGAAAGCCAAACUGAACAGAGCAGAGGAACAGUGUUUACUGUUAGCCCAGUUAGUGGAUGAACACAUGGCCAUUCUUAAAGGAAAACUUGGGCCGGGUGUCACUGCAAGGGACAAGAAGCAGACAUGGGAGCGUAGCCUAAAGCACAAACUAUUAACGGUUCAUUCCCCCUGCUUGUGCGCACCUAUAAGCCUGCUAUAUUCAUAAAUGCAGUUUUUUGAGCCUGCAAGGUGGGAAUGUCCAGUGGAAACUAAAUGAACUGGGACACAAUAAGAUGUUCUGAAAGUGCUGUAAUUGUUUGUGUGAUCACUCUGCUUAAUGAAGGUUGUGCCAGACCCAAAUCAUUACUAUUGCAUUGCUGCAUUUUCCCAGUUGCCAAAUAUUGUAAUGUAGUGAUUAAUUUAUAUAUUAAAUGAUAAAUUAUUGUAUAUUCUAUACCGUAUUAUUAACUCCCUGUCAUCCAUUGUCUGCAAUACAUUUCUUCUGCCUCUUCGUCUUUCUGCCAUUUUCUCUUCUGCUAAAGAAACUCUUAAGCCUCUUAAAAGUCCUCAUCUGUGCUCCUAACAAGUUUGACCUUAAGACCUCUUUUAAGGGUUAAGAUGCUUUCUGAAUUACUUUUUUCUUUACUAGGAUUUUUUUAUUUUAUUUUAAGAGUAAACGCCCACAUUUCUAAGAAUUUUCUUAGAAUUUUGUCACUAGGAGCUACGUUUUGCAUUAAGACUCUUUAUGAAUACGGGCCCAGGAGAAUAAAACACUAGUGAUCCAGAAACCAGGAGAAUAAAACACAAGGAACCAGAAACCUGAAGCAUAAAACACGAGGAACCAGAAACCUGGAGAAUAAAACACAAGGAACCAGAAACCUGAAGCAUAAAACACAAGUGAUCCAUAAACCAGGAGAAAAAGACACGAGGAACCAGAAACCUGGAGAAUAAAAAUAAGAGGAACCAAAAAUCUGGAGCGUAAAACACGAGUGAACCAGAAACCUGCAGAAUAAAACACGAGGAACUACCUGCAGAAAAAAACAUGAGGUUCCCUUGUUGUGUGCGUCCUUGAAACAAAGAGCAAACAAAUUAAAUUGAAAAUAUCACUGCACGCUUCUCAAAUUGCUACUUGUUUAAUGGAUUAUUUUGAACAGGCAUUGUUUGUGUAAUAUCAUAAAUUGUCUGUAAAGUUUUGCUUGAUUGAUUACAGCCACAAAGCAAAACAAUCGAUAAGAUAAUAAUCUAUUUUACCUAAUAUAGUUUUUACUCUUUACUGUAUUUAGCUUUUGAUAUAAAUUUGUGGGCAUUUAUUUUUAAUAAUUUGGUUGGAUUAGCCUACCUAGUUAUCAUUGGAGACUAGAAAAGUUUGUACACAACUAUGCCUGAAACAAACCUCUACAAAUAUACCUGUGGCCUAAUAAAAUUGGUGUGAGCAUCC
Messenger RNA from Carassius gibelio (silver crucian carp), 5128 nucleotides. RefSeq names its product zinc finger protein 501-like. The record is from RefSeq and is a predicted model, not a curated record. Lineage: Eukaryota; Metazoa; Chordata; Actinopteri; Cypriniformes; Cyprinidae. The coding region runs from base 226 to 1767 and encodes 513 amino acids. The transcript has 2 exons. Gene Ontology annotation, biological process: regulation of transcription by RNA polymerase II. Gene Ontology annotation, molecular function: RNA polymerase II cis-regulatory region sequence-specific DNA binding; DNA-binding transcription factor activity, RNA polymerase II-specific.